Messenger RNA from Sorghum bicolor (sorghum), 2724 nucleotides. Its product is annotated as mitogen-activated protein kinase kinase kinase NPK1. Bases 177 to 2264 code for a protein of 695 amino acids. The transcript is spliced from 17 exons. Gene Ontology annotation, molecular function: protein kinase activity; ATP binding. The record is from RefSeq and is a predicted model, not a curated record. NCBI's taxonomy places the organism in Eukaryota, Viridiplantae, Streptophyta, Magnoliopsida, Poales, Poaceae. Gene Ontology annotation, biological process: protein phosphorylation.
CACGGUCAUUUCCAUCCCCAAGUCCCCACCCCAAGAUUUUCAAAAUCCUCGAGCCACAGCGGCACAGCACAGAGAAGCGACGGAGCGAAGAGGAAUCUCUGCCGAAUCCCUAAUCCUCCACUCGAUCCGAUCCCCCAAACCCACCCCGCGCGUCGCCGGCGGCGGCGGGGCACACCAUGCGGCGCGACGAUGCAGGCGGCGGCGGCGGCGGGUUCCACGAGCUGUUCGACUCCGUGCGCCGCUCCAUCUCCUUCCGCGCGGGCGCUGCUGCCGUCGACGAGCCCGCCGCCUCCCUCUCCUCCUCCUCCUCCUCCGCAGCCGCCGCGGGCGGUGCCGCCGGGGGCUUCAGGGAGCGGAUCGGCAACCGCCUCCGCAGGUCGCGAGGGAUGGGGUUGCUUGGCAUGGCGGCCAAGGGCGCCUCGCCGACGCGCCGCCUCCUGCCGCCACCGUCGCCGUCGCCGCCCCCUCCCGUUGCCGCGGCCUCGGCCUCCGAAGGAUGUGGUAGGGUAAGGGGAGAAGGAAGCGGCGGCGGAGAGGAGAACCCGCCGAUCCGGUGGCGGAAGGGCGACCUCAUCGGGAGCGGCGCGUUCGGGCAGGUGUACCUCGGCAUGGACCUCGACUCCGGCGAGCUCCUCGCUGUCAAGCAGGUUCUGAUUGGAAGCAGCAACGCGACGAGAGAGAAAGCCCAGGCACAUGUAAGGGAGCUCGAGGACGAAGUGAAGAUGCUUAAGAACCUCUCCCACCCUAAUAUUGUUAGGUAUAUUGGGACGGCGCGGGAGGAAAACACACUAAAUAUUCUGCUGGAAUUUGUUCCUGGAGGCUCGAUCCAGUCACUACUUGGGAGGCUUGGAUCAUUCCCCGAGCCUGUCAUCAGGAAAUAUACUAAACAGCUUUUGCAUGGACUGGAAUAUUUGCAUCGCAAUGGAAUCAUACACAGGGAUAUAAAGGGUGCAAAUAUACUUGUUGAUAAUAAAGGUUGCAUUAAGUUAGCAGAUUUUGGAGCAUCUAAGCAAGUAGAAAAGUUGGCAACUGCAACUGCUGCCAAGACGAUGAAAGGUACCCCAUAUUGGAUGGCACCAGAAGUCAUUGUUGGAAGCGGUCACAAUUGUUCUGCUGAUAUCUGGAGUGUUGGGUGCACAGUAAUUGAAAUGGCAACAGGCAAACCCCCAUGGAGCCAUGAAUAUCAAGAGGUUUCUCUUCUUUAUUAUGUUGGGACGACAAAAUCACAUCCACCUAUACCAGAACAUCUCUCUACAGAAGCCAAGGAUUUUCUGUUAAAAUGCUUACAAAAGGAACCAGAAAUGAGAUCUGUUGCAUCAGACUUGUUGCAGCACCCAUUUGUUACAGGAGUAUUGGAAGAUUUUUGUCAGCUUAAUCAAGCCACCAAGGAAACCUCCAAAAACGAGCUUCCUUCUUAUGUAGUGCCUACCAUUGACUCGGACUUGAGUCGCCCCGGCAAGCUACGCAAUCUGAAUUCUUACAAGUCAUCAGACACCAGGCCAUUAUGGGAUCUGCAAUGCAAUGAUGAUGACAUUUGUGAGUUUGCUGACAAAGAUGAUGUCCCAAUGGUUGGAUCUAGCUUCAAUCCUAUGUCUGAACCAUCUGAUGAAUGGGAAAGCAAACUUGACAUAAGCCCAGAGCAACAAUUUAGUGAGUCAAGGGAGUUUGGUGGACUAGCCAAACUCGCAGAAAGUCAGAUGUCUGAAAAUGACUUUACUUUCCCUUGCGAGGGAAGCUGUGAAGAGGACGAUGAAUUUACAGAAUCAAAAAUAAAGGAAUUUCUGGAGGAAAAGGCCACAGAUCUAAAGAAAUUACAGACACCUUUAUAUGAGUUCUACAACACAGUGAAUGCUGGAGUUUCUCAAGGAGUUAGUGAUGUUUGCCGAGCAAGCCAUUCCCAGUUACCCCCUCGAGCAAUAAAGAUGGUGGGAGGUGCAGCUUUAGAGCCAAUUUGUGUUAAUCUGAAAAAUGCCAGUCCCAAGAGUUGCACAAGGCGCUUCUCAAGAAGCAGCGUGGAGAGCAGUCGUGUCUUGAGAGAAAUAGCUUCACCUGAACUCAACAAACUUGAGGGCCAGGUCCAUGAUGAUACUGAAGACAGUCCAAGCCUCAGUUUUUCGGAAAUACAAAGGAAGUGGAAGGAAGAAUUAUACCAGGAACUUAAAAGAGAGCGAGAGAUAAGGUCGGGUGGCUAUGGUAAAGCACCAUCACCAUCUCCAAAUAGCCGAAGAUUGACUGGAAAACGAGAUCGCAGUCCUGUCUACUGAGUAGAGAAUAAGAAUACAAUCCAGCAGGAUUCGUAUAUUCGACUAACCGUACAAUGUCAGCGAUUGGUGGCCAUUACUAGUACAGUGCAGUGCCUAACCUUCGUAUGACCUGACAGAACCUGCUUAACAACCAAAUCUUUUUGGUCCUUAUAAGGUAAAUUAGUUUGAGCGAUCCACUUCUAAGUGGACUGUGGAAUGAAGGCUGUCAUGAUCUGCGAUGCCUGCCUUCGCAACGCUUUAUUGCCAGCAUGAAAUCAUUGAGGUGGCAGUUCUUAUGCAAUGUCAAGCUUCAUGUGCCACAAUUUGCGAUUUUGGAUGACUGAGCAUGUUGUACAAUUUUCUUCUCUCUCUGUUUUCUUUUUUUUUUUUUUCAAAUUUUUGUAAGCAGUCAUGUGAUGAGCCGUGUAAUGCCAAUGGAUGGAAAGUUUACCUGAUGACUGAGAAUCCAUUAUUCGUUGCA